Molecule: messenger RNA, 1185 nt
Organism: Penicilliopsis zonata CBS 506.65
Lineage: Eukaryota; Fungi; Ascomycota; Eurotiomycetes; Eurotiales; Aspergillaceae
Exons: 7
Coding region: 1-1185 (394 amino acids)
Biological process (GO): signal transduction; protein phosphorylation
Cellular component (GO): cytoplasm
Molecular function (GO): protein serine/threonine kinase activity; ATP binding; protein serine/threonine/tyrosine kinase activity
Source: RefSeq, a predicted model, not a curated record
AUGUCACAGAAUAAACCAGGGGUAUUCUCAAGUUUGCGCAUGGGUGAAGUCGUUCGCGAGAAAGUCCAAGAUGGACUGACUGGAGAGACUCGAGAAAUCCAAUAUACCCAGUGCAAGAUCGUCGGCAAUGGCUCGUUUGGUGUCGUAUUCCAGACCAAGAUGGCCCCUAGUGGGGAAGACGCUGCAAUCAAGCGAGUUCUGCAGGAUAAACGUUUCAAGAACCGCGAACUCCAGAUUAUGCGCAUUGUCCGCCAUCCGAACGUUGUAGAGCUCAAGGCCUUUUACUACUCUAAUGGUGAAAGAAAAGAUGAGGUUUAUCUCAAUCUCAUUCUGGAAUAUGUCCCCGAGACGGUUUACAGAGCAUCCCGCUAUUUCAACAAACUCAAGACCACCAUGCCAAUGCUUGAGGUGAAGCUCUACAUCUAUCAGCUCUUUCGCUCCCUGGCCUAUAUCCAUUCCCAAGGAAUCUGCCAUCGUGACAUCAAGCCGCAAAACCUUUUGCUUGAUCCCAGCACCGGUAUUCUGAAACUCUGUGAUUUCGGUUCGGCCAAGAUUCUCGUCGAGAAUGAGCCAAAUGUGUCUUACAUUUGCUCCCGCUACUACCGCGCACCGGAGCUGAUUUUCGGUGCCACCAACUAUACCACCAAGAUUGAUGUCUGGUCCACCGGUUGCGUGAUGGCCGAACUAAUGCUGGGACAACCACUCUUCCCUGGCGAGUCCGGAAUCGAUCAGCUAGUGGAAAUCAUCAAGGUUCUGGGUACUCCGACCCGUGAGCAGAUUCGGACAAUGAAUCCCAACUAUAUGGAACACAAGUUUCCUCAAAUCAAGCCACAUCCGUUCAACAAGGUCUUCCGUCGAGCCCCGCACGAAGCCAUUGACUUGAUUUCCGCUCUUGUUGAAUACACACCGACACAACGUCUCACUGCCAUUGAAGCAAUGUGCCACCCCUUUUUUGAUGAGCUCAGAGAUCCCAACACUCGGUUACCCGAUUCCCGCCAUCCUAACAAUCCCCCGAAGGAUCUUCCCAAUCUCUUCGAUUUCAGCCGACACGAACUCUCGAUUGCGCCCGCGAUGAACAGCCGGCUGAUUCCUCCUCAUGCACGGAAAGCCCUCGAAGCUCGCGGCCUUGACAUCGAAAACUUCGUCCCUCUCACGAAGGACGAAAUGAUGGCACGCCUUGACUGA